Molecule: messenger RNA, 789 nt
Organism: Aplosporella prunicola CBS 121167
Lineage: Eukaryota; Fungi; Ascomycota; Dothideomycetes; Botryosphaeriales; Aplosporellaceae
Exons: 2
Coding region: 1-789 (262 amino acids)
Molecular function (GO): oxidoreductase activity, acting on the CH-OH group of donors, NAD or NADP as acceptor
Source: RefSeq, a predicted model, not a curated record
AUGAGCCCCACAGCCCUCAUCAUUGGCGCGACCCGCGGUCUCGGCUCCUCUCUAGCUCACGAAUACCUCCAAAAGGGCUACACUGUGUACGGCACGGCACGGUCCCCGACUCACCAGGAUGCGGACAGCUCCAAAGGCACGCGCUGGGUUCCCAACGUUGACAUCUCAACCGAGAACGCCGGCCAGACAAUCGCGUCCCACUUCAAGCAAGACAGCAACAGUACCGACAGCAUCGACGUCCUCAUCGUCUCAGCCGGCUACUUCGGCAAAGAGUCCUUUGACGCACCCGACUUCCAGGCUCAGCUAAAGAUGUAUCAGACCAGCGCGAUCGGGCCGGUCUUCCUCGUGCAGCAGCUCUUCAAGGCCGGCCUGUUGAAGCAGGGUAGUAAGGUUGUGCUGGUGAGCUCCGAAAGCGGGAGUAUCGGGCUGAGGCACGAGAGCGAGGGCGGCGGCAACUAUGGACACCAUGCUAGCAAGGCGGCACUGAACAUGGUGGGGAAGCUGCUGAGUCUGGAUCUGAAGGACGAGGGUGUCGCGGUCGCGAUUGUGCAUCCCGGGUUUAUGCGCACGGAGAUGACGAAGAGCGUGGGGUUUGAUAAGUUUUGGGACAAGGGAGGCGCGGUCGUGCCGGAGGCGGCGGCGAAGUCGUUGGUGGAGUGGGUGGACACUUUUGAUAUUGGGAAGACGGGGCAGUAUUGGGCGCCGAGGGGCCCUGGUGAUAUCGGCACGGCGGAAGAUGUUCUUGGUCCCAAGGACAAGCUGUCUACGCCUCUCCAACUGCCCUGGUGA